UGAAAGAGAUAGUAAAGUUUAUUCGUGUCUGUCGUUUCUGUUUAGAUAAUUCAGUUAUCCUAAUGAUGUUCAAAACCAAAACAUUUAAUCAUGAAAACAUCGAUGUAUGCUCUGGUUAGAAAUACAAAGUGUUUAUGAUGUACCUCUUAAAUUUCAGGAGUUUUUACUAAAUAUCCUGUAUAUAAUCGGGAUUUUACAUUACUACAGACAUUGAAGAUGGAUUUUUUACAAGUUUAGGAAAAUAAGACCAUUUUAAAAAUACGCUGUAAGAGGUUAAAGUAAAAGUUUUCCACAAGCAAAUUUCCAACUCCUGCAAGAUGUGUAAAUAACAAAGCUUAUUACAAUCAUCGUGUAAUUUGUCAUGAUGCACGACAUUCACAACUUUGCAGAAUAUCUUAGGGAUGGUUUAUAGAUAUCCUUCUUUGCUCUUCACAGUUUUAAGGAUUUGGUAGCUAUGACUACUAGACUAAGCAGUAAAUUACAAAUUUUGUGGGAAUUUUUUAUUCAUGCUGAACCAGGAAGUGACGAGAAAUCAUCUUGGUUGAAUGUUUUUCUUGCUGAACUGCUGAUUGAAGUGGAAAAUGGAACUGAUAUUAAGUACUUAAUAUCAGGCUUUUCUAUUGGAAUAAAUGGAGUUUCUACGCUAAUUGCUUGUGAGUUACUGUCAGAUGUACAUUCCAUAUGUACAUCUAGAGGAAAUGAAAAUGAAAUAGUAGCACUACGAGAAUAUCUAGUGCACAAUCGUGGCUGGAAAUGUCUCACAGUCCUCAAGUUGCUUGGGGUCCAAGGCAUAUCGUGUGGUCAAGAGUUAAUGACCUUACUUCUUGCACUCUACCCAGUUACUUUUCAGAACACGACCGAUUUUGUUUCCCCUAAUCCGUAUGUAAAGUUUUCUUCCGACAGUGAAAUUGAUUCGAUUAACUUUAUCUGUCAUGUUAUGAAGCAGAAUACCAAAAUUAAACACAGUUCGAACAGUAAUGCCUCGCGACGAAAACGAAUUAGGAAAUACAAUGUUGACAGUGUGAAGCAGAGUCAAUUGAGGAAGUGCCCCUACGACACAAAAGAUUCUCGUAGAAAGGUCAACAGCGAAUCAGAGGAGUUCUCCGAUGGCAAUAGUGAAACAAAUUCCUCAGCUCUGAAUGUCCAACUGAAGUCACUGGAACUUGGUAAUUUAACAACUAUGUUUUUUGGAAAAAAUGAUGAAAAGUGCAAAGCAAACUUUACUUCAGAUACUGAACUAUUUAAAACUUCUGGGAAAGAAACUUAUCAAGAUUUUAUCAACGAGGAAGUAAAAGCAGUCUUUGAUUCUGAAAUCGGCCAUUUCGAAACAAGCCUUUUGAUUCUUCAGCUUCUGGAAGACCUUCGGGAGUACGAAUUUCCUUCGGAAACUACAGCUGUGGUACAGAUAAUUGAAUUCUCUCUAGACAUACUCUGGAGUCUGCAAUUUAAGACUGAUAUGAAUUUGACAAAUCUAGAGUGCGCUAGACUCAAAGCUGCAGCGUCAAGGCUUAUGCUGAUGUUUCUACAACGAAUUCUGAAAUCUGAAGUGCCGAUGGCUGCUAUGAUUAAGAGUGGUUUCAUACCCAUGAAUCUAAGAAUUAUUGAGGACGCUUGUGGAAUUUCAAUUUCAGAUGUCACGUCCGAAGAAAGAUUAUAUUUACAAGAGUUUAUUUUUGCAACAAUUUAUGGAGCUACAUCUAUUCUAUAUGAUACGCUGCAUCAGGCAAAAUUAAUGAAAAACUUUAAGCAUUUUUCAGAAUUUUUUCAUUUAUUUGCGGGAAUCCAAAACGGAAAAUUGAUGCAAAGGGCAAUAAUGUUAUUACUAGACUGCAAUCAAAUUACAUCUGUCACCAGAGUUGGAAAAAUAAUUGAUAUGAUGGGAGCUUUAAUUAGUACUUUAAAAACAGUGAGAAAAGAAUUAAAUUAUGCUGAUAAGGGAAAUGAAAUGACUGAAAAUGCUAAUACUCAUCAUCAUUAUUGUGAUAUUUUUGGACUUCCAUUUCGGAAUGAGCCUUCGUUAAACUCAGAUUCAUCUCAAGUUUGUUACGUUUCAUUUCUGUUGACGACUUUAAUCUCUCUGUUGGCUGAGGCUCAUACAUUUGAAAAAAAUCUUCAAAUUAAACUCUUGAGGGUAAUGACAACUGCUGGAAUCUGUUGCUGUUUCCCACCAAUAACGUUUCUUCACAAUGUCAUAGGAUUCCUGAAGAAGUCAAACAGCCAAACUUACAAUCUUGCCGCAGCACUUUUAGAACAUGUUCUUUUUAAGGAACUUGGAGAUAAUUCCAUUUCAUUGGAAAAUUGUGACGUGUGUAACAAAUUAAAGCGUCAUCAAUGGAAGUUUUUGGAACUUUAUAAUGAUAUUUUAUUGCCCGAUGAUCCAAAAUUAUGUUCAGUCAUUAUUGUACAUCUAUUAAAAGUUACUCCUGCUUCUGGUUUUCAAGUGAAGGAAACCUUGCUUUUUAAAGUAUUUUACUCAACUUUUUCAAGAGCAAUAGAAUAUUUGGAACAAGAUGAAAGCAAUGCAAUGGUUAAAUUUCUUAUACACGCUUGUUUAUUCAUAAUUGCAAGUCUAAUUACAAGCUCAUCAUUAUUCGAGAAGUUUAUGGAAAUCGAUGGUUUAAAGGGUCCCAUGAAACUUCUUCGAAAUCCUAAUUUCACUAAAAGUGCUUAUAAUCUGUUGGAAGUUGCUGUUAUAAUGGAAAAUUGUAGAAUGCCUGGUAGUAGUUCGAAAAAUAUUGAAAAUAUGAGCUCUGAAGCACCAGCUCUCGCAGUUUUAUUAAAAUCUCUUGACAGAGAAAGUAGAGGCCUUAUAGCAACUUUGAAAACUGAUGUUAAAGAGGAAACUGUGCAAGAAAAAAAAGAGUCUGAUUUAAUGUACUGUGAUGGUUUGCAGGAAAUUGUAAACAACAUGUUUUCCACAAAUUUGACACGAACGAAUAAUGCGCCUGAUUUUGAAAGUAUUUUCGUGGAAGGGCUAUCAGAAAAAGAAUUAAAUGUAUUAGAAACGAGAGAUACGCAUAGAAACGUUAAAUUCGACCAAGUUAAUGUUGCAUGGCGAACUGCUGCUAAUAUUACUUUGUCUUGCUCAAGAUUUCAGGCAGAACUCUUGAAUCAUCCAGUUGCCAAGACGAUGGAAGAAUUAUUUAAAUUAUUGUCAGUUCUCGUUGCAACGAACAAAAUUACAGAUAACAAAAAUUCGGUGCAGAGGUUGUUGGAAGCCCUAAUUACUUGUAAUUCAAUAUCUGUGUUGUGUAGUAGUAGCAGUACUGCCAAGGAGAUUGAACUCAGAAAGGCUCUCAUGGAUCCAAGGAUUAAGUUGGGAGGAGGACUUGUGUUAUUGGUUGAGUCUCUUCUUCGAGUAUCUGUACUGAAGCGCAAUCAGGAUAAAGAAGUUUCACAACUGAAACGACCAAUAUUACCCACUUUCAUUUCUGAUGUAACAACAGAUUGUGGAACCGAUGAUAGUAGUAAUGAUGAAUACAUAACAGGGGAUGAUGGUUACGAGGCAGACGUCGAAAUUCUUGUAAAUAAUUCGCAUGAAAACUCACACAAAGGAAUGUCUGAUCCAGUGACUUCUCUACGAGAACACAUAGAGACUCAUCCUGCACUGUGUUCUCUUGCUCUUGAUCUUCUCAUUCAUUUUAGUAAGCAGGGCACAGAUGCUGAAAGAGAACAUAUUGUAACCAUCGGUUUAAGAAGAAUAGCUUCUACCUGCAGGGAAAGUGUCUCAAUAUGUGCUGCUCUCUCUAACAACGGAGCGAUUUCGAGACUGCUUGAUGGAUUCAAUCAUGUCUUGGAAAGUACAGAACCUCAACGAAAAGACCUUCAACAUGCUGUUCUGGAAGUGUUUACUCUACUUGCAAUUCAAUCCAUUUCUCCAUCAGAAUUAAUUAGCUACUUGGCAUUUUUCAAAAUUCCUGAACCACCUCUUUUGUCCCUUCUGGAGCCUCUUUACCGGCUUGUUAUGUUAACUAAACCUCAACCCAACUACAUUCUUUCCUUUCCAAUUCCAAUGCAGUCAGAAAUACCUACUAAAAAUAACAAUGGAGACAACGUAAAAGCCAACAAAGAUGUAAGCACUUUCAGUGACUUUCGAAAAAGACAUCACUUAUCAGAGAUGUGCAGUUUGUCAUCAACUCAUGCGGUAUGUUUGACAGUGGUACCAGAACUUUCUUGGACAGUGUGGUUACAUGGAGGAUCAGCUUCAAUGUGGUUGAGAGUCGAAAGGAGCCAUUCAUCUAAUUACAGAAGUUACAGCCCAAACUCUAAUUCAGUGAUUAGCCACGACAGUGAAAACUUGCACAACUGGGGAGUCGUGAUCGACAAUUGGAGUCAAGAGGUCGUGAAAAGUAAUUCAUAUUUUCCAACAUCGAAAUCAAUUGUGCAUUUAAUGUCUGUUUGUCUAAAAUCUCUCGCUCUUGAAUUGUGGACAGACCUUAAAGCUGACAAACUCAUUCUACGACUUACCCGACCAGAGGGUAAAACGAAUCGUACCCUUUCUGAGACGUCGCUUAGUGGACUUCUACCGUCCGGCAAAUGGCACCAUUUAGCUUUGAAUUUUAAAUACACCGUGCUGAGUAAACAUGACGCAAUAGUAGAGGUAGUGUUAUGGGUGGACGGUUGGAAAGAGGCUACAGCUCAGUUGCCUUUCGAUGGUCUUCUCCUGAGGAAACCCGAAACAACUUGCAUAUUUCUUGGACAAGUUGGACACAACGAAUAUGGCGCCUGGUAUCUCGGAAAUUUAUUCAUGUUUCGAAGUCCAAUUUUCACUCGAAAGAAAGCUCUAUAUCUUGCCAGUCUCGGUCCUAACUAUACAAAUUUGUCCGAGUGCACUUUAAGCAAGGAGAGACCAAACUUCUCACCUCUCAUAACAUCUGUAGCACUAAAUGGCGUUCAAGAACUCAAAUUCGAAAGUGGAAAAUUUGAUACAAGUCGUAGAAAAUCAUACGGAGGAACGUAUUUACGACAAACACUAGAAACAAAGAGUAUUGAUAAGACGAUUGAUUGGGACUUUGUAACUCACGCUACAAAUACUCAGCUGAGAGAUUUACAGGAUAAUUUGCUCCUCAGUUACGAAGCUCAAAAUCCAUUAGUUGUCCAUUUGUAUCCUCAAGCUCUCACCAGUCCGGAAGCAAUAGUGCGAAAUAUUUUACCAGGACAAUCUGCUUUCCGAGUUAAUAUAGCGCCAGAGCAUCGUGUUUCUCAACAACCGCCCCUUUCAAUAUCUUCAAAUGUCUUUACUCACUUGGAAAGCAAACAAUGCAAGGGCUUGAUUCCUGCGGUUCAGCAAAUCGGCGGAGUUUCCAUCUUUCUCUUCUUAUUUGCUCGGGUCAUAGAACUUCGCUCCAGUGAAGUUGAUCAGGCUUUGGCACUUUCGAUUGUUUUAAAUCUUGCGCACAGCGAUUCGGUUUUACUGAAUCAGUAUCGGUCUGAUGGAAUACCAUCGCUUCUUCUUCAAGUUCUCGAAUCGAAGCGUUGUUGCGUUGGAAGGCAUAUAUUGAAAGCCAUUCUGGACUCCGCCUGUGAUAGUUCUUUAUUUGUCAAAGACAUAAGAAACGAAAUACAUCUGAUUUGUCACGAUUGCAGUACACUAAUUACAGAUCCAGAACUGAUUAAAUAUGCUUUAGAAGCUUGGAGAAUUUGGUUAAAGCAUGAUACUCUCAAUUUACUUUUGCAGUCUCUGCUUCUCUUACUAAGAGAUCAGCAUUCUCUAAGGGAGUUCAAUGCUUUCCAACUUAAUAGAAUUCACUUUGUUGAUACGAUUUUAACUUUAUGCAAAGAAUACUUUUUGUAUGAAAACAUUGAGUUAUUGGAUCCUACCGCUGGGAAUACUAUUGUAGAAUUAAUUCGCUCAUUAAUGGGCUCUCCGCCAAAGUUUUCUCAUCUUGUCGCCAUCACAGACUAUUUGCUCCUUGUCCACACGGCAUCAAAUACUUAUGUUACACAUUCAAAAUACAAUAUGUAUUUCUUAUUGCCUGCGUUUGAAAAAAUUACAACUCAUAUGACAAAGUCUCUGACUUCCUCGAACGAGCUAGUGUCGACAAAGAGCAGUAAACUUGAUAAAGCUGACACGAACAACCAAAUAAAGAAGGGGAAGACAAGAAAAAAAGAAAAGCAAAGGGAACCACCGCACGAAACGAAUACGGGGGAAGAUUCUGGCAUUGCGGCCAGUGAUUGUUCAAAUCAAAAUGAGGAUGAAAAAGUCUAUACGGACAAACGAAAAGCGUGCAUGGGAUUAGUCUGCGAAGGUUUACUCUUGUUGCUCAGAGAUGCCUUGAGAGUUUUGCCUGACAGUCAGGUUGAGUCAGUACUCAAACACGUGCUGCGUGCUGAGCUGAUUCUUGUUUUGUCGAACAACGAUAAUGCGCGAAUCCGGACUGCAUUAAUUAAAGUGAUACAGACUUAUGUGGAGCGAGCAAGUGAUGAGGAUAUUAAUAAGUUAAUUAAACAAAGGUACUUUAUGCACCUUGCUAAUCAAAUUUCUCUUUAUCCUGGAAGCGAACCGUUAAUAGUCGCUCUCGCAAAUCUAGCACUGAAGGGUCCCAGUUUUUGUGCUACACCACCUUUACUGGCGAUGAUUUCGAAGACAGCAGCGAAGGACCCGAAUCUUGCGCAACCUAUAAUUAGCUUCUUGACAGACAUUAUCGCCAAGAAUCCUCAUUCCCUAAAAAUAAUGUUAGAACAGGGUUUAAAGGAGUCACUAGUUCGAUCGCUGAUACACUCUGCCCAUAAGGGGAAUUCAUCAACUCUUUCGCGAGACAUUAAUGUAUUAUUUGUAACGAUUGCAAAGCAAUUUCUAGAAUCUCCAGGAUAUCAUAAUAUGCAGGCACUUUUGGAUUUACAUUUAGUUCUGAGUUACGGAGAGUUGCAAGAAAAAAUGAAUUGUGGAAAGGAAAAAUUGUGUGUUUCUGUUAUCAGGAGCGCUCAGGUUGCUCUCUUUGAUGGAGAACUGGACGCUUUAACUUUAAAAGUUUUAAGCGAAUCAGGUUUCAGAUUGAAAAACACAGCAUCAUAUUUAGCGUCUACUUCUUAUUUAACAUCAGUUCUGACAACUUCUGGUGAGCAGCUUGACAAGGGUCUGCAAUCUUCUAGCAACGAAAGCCUAACGGAAACAUUUACUUCAGUUUCGCGGGAACUUGCGAAGGGAGAACUAAAUGAAAGAUUUCGCAUGGUUUUGAAUAAAGCUGUUGAUUUCGUUACAUCAGCUGAUGGUGAAACAUCUGAAGAAGAAUUGCAAUUAUCAAAAAGGCUGUUUUCAACUCUCCUUCACGGUUUAUCUGAUCCGUUAGGGAAAAAAAGUCUGUGGGGUGGAACCUGGUCGUCGAGGCCCACUUUACGCAAAAUCUCGUCAGAAAUAUUGAUUUGGUUAUUAGCGCCGCAUCAGAACAUUUGUACUAGAAUUUAUGCUGUCAGAAUUCUGAUGGAUGAACCGAGAGUGAAGGAAGUUUUAACUUCUCUCCUGGAUAUUCAUCCUCAAGUUGAGCAGAAGUUUAUUAUCUUUUUGUGGGAUUUAUGUCGAAGAGAGAUGUCAAGUGCAGAUGCUUUAAUUUGUACUGAGCUGCGAAACGCUCUGAACGUUUGGGGCUUGAUAAAAUGUUUAGAUAUGGAUGGGUCGGCUCUUUGGUUGGAGGAAUUAAAUCUUUUGAGGCAAGAAUUAGUUAAAGACCGGAACAUUUGGAUGGAGAAUAAUUUUCCAAAGAUGAAGAAAAUCAGUCAACAAUUUGAUGUGAUUGCAAAACAACUGAUAGAAAGUGCCAUGUCUAUAACCGUAUCAAUUGUGGAAGAACAGAACCGAGAAAGAAAAAUAUUAAUAGAAAAUUUGAAAAACUCAAAGGCUAUGAAGGCGCAGACAUUGUCUAGAUGGAGGAAACUGAUAAAACUGUUAACCCACGAACGAGCGCCUUGGUAUUUCAAAGAUGGUUACCCCAUGCACUGGGAACUUGAUCCUACGGAAGGGCCUUCCAGAGUACGGACGAGACUUCAAAGAUGUCAUUUAGGUAUAGAUGGCAAAUUCUUCAUGUUUGAUCGACAAAAGAAUUCAAAUGCAGAGAGGUUAGAUGGUCCACUAUCUUAUUUAUUCGAUUCAAAUCAACAAGACGCGACUAUUACUGCUUUGAUUGAGAGACUCCAUACUAAUGAAAGAAUUAACAAAAUGUCUCCGGUGAGUAUUGUCAUGCCGCACGCAGAACUGGCAGGAGAAAUUCUGAUCGCUGAAACUCGUUUAUAUUUCAUUCCCGAUACGUCCGACGCGACAAUACAAAUAGACAUAACUUUGGGAGGAACAGAUCUCACAACAGGGGGAGCCACAGCGUGGAGACUGGACAGCAUACUUGAAUUUCAUCGGAGGCGAUAUCAGUUGCAAGAGAGGGCCAUAGAGAUAUUUCUUGUGACGGGAAGAACUUAUCUGCUGGCUUUCAAUUCUUCAAAAGACAGGGAAGAGUUUAUCGCAGAGUUAUCCACGUGCAAUCUCUCCAAGCGAAUACCAGGAGACAAUUUGGAGGAAAAUUUAGCUCUCUGGCGAAGUGGGAGCCUAACAAACUGGGAUUACAUAACGUGUUUAAAUAAAUUGGCUGGAAGAUCUUAUAACGAUUUGAUGCAAUAUCCCGUUUUUCCUUUCGUGUUGUCAGACUACACCAGUGAGAAUAUCGAUCUGAGUAACUGGAAAAUCUAUCGGAACUUUAGGAAACCAAUGGCUGUGCAGGAUUCAAAAAAUGAGCAGCAUUAUAUUAAUAAUUACAAUUAUUUGAAGCAAGCCGCGAAUGAAGGUUUAAAUCUCAUCGCACUGAAUCAAGAACCUUUCCACUACGGUUCUCAUUAUAGCAAUUCGGGGACUGUUUUACACUUUCUUGUACGACUUCCACCCUACACCAGCAUGUUCCUUUCAUACCAAGAUGAUAAUUUCGACAUUCCCGAUCGUACGUUUCACGCCCUCGCUACAACAUGGAGACUGACGAGUUGCGAUUCAACGACGGACGUUAAAGAAUUGAUUCCCGAAUUUUUCUAUCUUCCGGAGUUUCUGCUUAAUUCGGAGGGUUUCAAUUUUGGAGUGAGACAGAAUGGAAUUAGAGUCACUGAUGUGGAAUUACCACCGUGGGCUAGAGGCGACGCCAGACUCUUUAUUCUCGUUCACAGAGCUGCUUUAGAGUCUGAUAUUGUGAGGAAAAAUUUGCCAUUUUGGAUCGACUUGGUUUUCGGCUUUAGACAAACUGGAAAGCCAGCGGUAGAGGCGAUUAACGUCUUUCAUCCUGCAACUUACUAUGGAUUCAAUGUCGAAGAAAUUACCGAUCCUUUAGAGCGUCAAGCUUGGGAAACUAUGGUUAGGACUUAUGGUCAAACACCUGCUCAAUUAUUUAGAACUGCUCAUCCUCAACAGACCUCACACAUUUCGACUUCUCUGCAACUAAACAGUCUUCCUCCCGUUGUAGAUGGCAUCAGUGGAAUUAAAUGGGGUAAUUACGUGGGUGCACCUGGAAAUGACCCUGUACUGUGCUGGAAACACAAACAUAGGCUCUUAUUGGCUUCACUAAUUCCAUUGUUAACGGGUGACGUUUUUGGAUUACCUCAUCAUACUACUCUCCUAUUGGGAUACAACAAGGAAAAAGGAGCAAAUACUUCAGCAAACAUUUUGGCGUUGGGAGCAGGCUUGGUUUCCUGGAAAGGCAAUGAUGGUAUUGCGAGACUGAAGUUUAAGAAGGACCAAGCGCCAAAGCCCUUAAUUAAAUAUUCUGGUCUUGAUCCUAUCACAGUCAUGAAAUCUAUACCUGAUUCCGGACAACUUUGGACUGGUUAUUAUUCCGGAAGAAUCGAGAUAUACUCUUUCAUCUUUACUUCUAACGGAAAUAUAAAUUUUAAAGACGUCGUACCUGAGAUUUUAUUAGCACACAGAAAUUCCGUUACAGUUAUUUCUCUAAACAGAGCUUUCAACAUAGGAAUAUCAGGCGACGCUGACGGGAUUAUCGUUACUUGGGAUUUGAAUAGCUUUACAUACAUCCGAUCAAUUACAUGCAGUGCAGGACACCCCAUUUCCUUGAUUUCGAUAAGCGAAACGCUUGGUGACUUUGCAGUUUCUUAUAAUAUAUCCAGAGACACAGAGAAGGACUCCUCAAAUAAAUCAGUGUUGAAAGUAUAUACCAUUAACGCUCGAAAUGUGGGAACUAUAAAGUCUCAGGUUAAAAUAAGUGCAUUGUCUUAUAGUAAUGCACCUGAAGGUAUCUCUGUUAAUGUUAUAGCUACAGGAUUGGAGAAUGGGAUUAUCAGAUUCUGGAGCAGUUGGGACUUGAAACUGGUCCGAGAAAUAAUUAAUGAUUCAAAAUAUUGUGGAGCAAUUGUGGCAAUCGUGUGGGCUUUGGAACAACAACAUUUAUAUGCCGUCACAGAUAAUUCGACAAUAUUAAUUUGGGAAGGAACAAGAAAGAUAAACAGUGGAACGUCGAAAUUUGUAAAUUUUAAGUCAUUAUAAAUUAAGGAAAGCGUUUUGUAAAUAAUAAUUUAUCAUUUAAGAGUUUUGCAGAAUUAUAGCCAGUGAACAAUUAAUUAUUAUCUGAAAUAGUAGGGCAGGACAGGGCAAAGUGGCGAAAUGCAAAGCGAAAUGCACUGUUUUCAGAAACGAUAACAUUUCAUUAAAGUUAACCGUUAUAUGUAGUUUUAUAACAAUUAUUAAGACUUUAUUAACUCAGGCGCUUCAGAAUAAGUAUUGUCUUUUCGACCAUUGAGCAUUUAGUUUUUUGUGCUCGCAAAAAAUUAAAUUUUUCUGCAUAUUUUUUAUUUCUUUCAAUUAAAGGUAAGUUCCUCGUUUAAAUAAUGUACAGUAUUUUUGUGAACAAUAAAUAUGUUUCAACUUUUUAGUCUAAGAAUAAAGAUGUAAUAUUUUCAACUAAGAAAUAUAUCUCUGUUAAAAUUUUUAGAAACUGAUAAUUCAAAAA
Molecule: messenger RNA, 10922 nt
Organism: Leptopilina heterotoma
Lineage: Eukaryota; Metazoa; Arthropoda; Insecta; Hymenoptera; Figitidae
Gene: mv
Product: lysosomal-trafficking regulator
Exons: 15
Coding region: 455-10459 (3334 amino acids)
Biological process (GO): intracellular protein localization
Cellular component (GO): cytosol; membrane
Molecular function (GO): protein kinase binding
Source: RefSeq, a predicted model, not a curated record